AUAUCAGUUAUCACAUCAGUAUUAAGACAGGAGAUGUUCCAGGGGCCAGCUCAGAUUCGAAGGUUUUGAUCAAGCUGUACGGUGAGAAAGCAGACACCAAAAAGGAACUUCUGCUGGUUUCUGAUAACGACUUAGGAAAUUACUUUGAACGUAGCCGGAUAGAUAUCUUUACUCUGGAUACAAUGGACAUUGGCAAGACUUCCACGGGGCCAUGCAGGGUGAUCAACUACGAGGUCUGCACUGUUACUGGAGAUGUGCGGAAUGCAGGCACCAACGCCAAAGUCUUCCUGCAGGUUUACGGCGAGCUGGCUAAUUCAACGACAUUCACAGUCAGAGUGAAAACAGGAGACAAGAAAAAUGCCGGGACGGACUCCAAUGUCUUUAUCAUCCUUUACGGAUCCAAAGAUGACACAGAUCAUUCCGAAGGGUGGUUUUUAGACUGGGUUGAGGUGGACGCUUCGUGCCUCGGACUUUGCCUGAAAUUUCCUUGCGGUCGUUGGCUGGAUAAAUCUGAAGAUGACGGAGCGAUUGAAAGGGUCUUGUUUCCUGCAGAACUUCAAACGGUGACUUAUACUCCAUUUGUUCCCUACGAAAUUACUGUCUACACCAGUGACGUUUUCGGAGCAGGUACCGACGCUGACGUCUUCAUCGUUCUGUAUGGGGCGGACGGCGUUUCCACGCAACAGAAACCCCUGUGCCAAAGCAAGAGGGAACAAAGGCUCUUCUUCAAGAGGAAUUCUAUCAAUCAGUUCAUUGUGGAGCUGGAAGAUGUUGGCGACAUCCUUGAAAAGAUCCGCAUUGGGCAUGACGGCUCAGGUAUCAAUUCAGGCUGGCACCUUGACCAGGUAGACAUACGGAGGCUUUUGCCAAAUGGAAAG
This is a messenger RNA of Thamnophis sirtalis, 878 nucleotides long. Lineage: Eukaryota; Metazoa; Chordata; Lepidosauria; Squamata; Natricidae. The record is from RefSeq and is a predicted model, not a curated record.